AUGAGCGCGACGUGCGCCAUGGCGGCGCCCAGCGCCGCGUGCAGCGAGCUCAGGGCCCCGCGGCGUGCUACCUGCGCGGCCUCUCGGCCUGCGGGCCCCCGCAACGGACGCUUCGCUCACUCUCCGACCACGCGCCGUGCGUCAAGCCGGCAUCGAAUGUCGGACGUGAGGGCAUCGUCCGAAAGCGUGGUUGCUUCUGGCCCGACCACGUUCCUGUACAAGCAGGUCGAGCUGGAGACCAAGUUCGGCAUCGCGCUCUUCGACAUCACGCCCCAGAUUCGCGAGGCGGUGAAGGAGGCGGCGGUUGCGCAUGGCACGGUGCACGUCGUGUCGCGGCACACCACGACGGCCGUGACGAUCAACGAGAUGGAGGACCGGCUCAUCGACGACGUGCGCCAGUGGUGCCUCAAAAUGGCGCCCCCGACGCACCCGUACCUGCACAACGACAUCCACCUGCGGGACGGCCCCCCGGACUGGCCGGGCGGCAACGAGGCGUGGCGUGCGCAGGAGCCGAUCAACGCGCACUCGCACCUGCUGAGCAUGAUGCUGGGCAACACCGCGAGCAUCCCGGUCGUGGGCGGCGACCUCGUGAUCGGCACGUGGCAGAGCGUGAUUCUCGUGGAGCUGGACGGGCCGCGCACGAGGACGGUGGGCGUGCAGGUCGUCGGGGUUGAGGGCGCGUGA
This is a messenger RNA of Pedinophyceae sp. YPF-701, 684 nucleotides long. The record is from the annotation of a GenBank genome assembly. Lineage: Eukaryota; Viridiplantae; Chlorophyta; Pedinophyceae.